Molecule: messenger RNA, 6737 nt
Organism: Rhinichthys klamathensis goyatoka
Lineage: Eukaryota; Metazoa; Chordata; Actinopteri; Cypriniformes; Leuciscidae
Gene: igsf9b
Product: immunoglobulin superfamily, member 9b
Exons: 22
Coding region: 489-6629 (2046 amino acids)
Biological process (GO): cell-cell adhesion
Molecular function (GO): protein binding
Source: RefSeq, a predicted model, not a curated record
GAGAGAGAGAGGCACCAGCAGCGCUACGAUGUUUCAGCGUGUUUUAAACCGUCUGUGUUUGUAACGACAGAAUCAUGUGAGGAACUGCACAAACUUCACCGCGGGAAACUUCACACACACGAGGAUAUUCACUUUAGUUUGGAGGAGAUUCUGAGACGACAGGUUUAACGUGCAAACAAACCCGCGGAACUUACAUUUGUGUCGCUGAAGGUUUCAGAGCUGUGCCAGAACCAAACCUAUCAGAGUCACGAAGUUUUAAAGCGCUGCUGGAUUCACAGUAACAUUGACGAUACUCAACGCUCUUAACAUUUUCAAGUGAAUUCUGAAGUAUGUUCAAGAACAUUUUAAGUGUUUUGGGGGAUAUUUGUUGCAACUUUCAAGUGGAGGACAAACCGUAAAGCCAUCGACGGAGUGACACCUUCAUUUUAUCAUCACAGUCAAGUGCCUCAAAAAGGUGGGGUAUGUGUGAUGGUAUGUGAGAGUUUACCAUGGUACAGAAGAAACUCUGGCUUCUGAAUGUCACCGUCGCGGCCGCCCUCUUUUUACUGUGUCCUUCUCUGAGCGCUGAAUCGGUGGUCCGGGGAAGGGUCGGGGGUUUUGCUGAGCUGGACUGCAGUCUGACUCCUCCAUCAGAAGGGGCCACCACUCCAAAUCUCUUUCCCUUACAUGUGGUGGAGUGGGUCCGGCUGGGAUACAACGUCCCCAUCCUCAUCAAAUUCGGCGGCUACACCCCACGAGUGCAUCCGAACUACAAAGGUCGUGUGUCAUUGAGCCGUGGCGCGUCUCUUCUGGUGGAUAAGUUGACGCUGGAGGAUGAGGGCUGGUUUGAAUGUCGAAUUCUUCUGCUGGACAGAACCUCAGAUGAGUUUCAGAACGGCACAUGGAACUUCCUUUCCAUCUCAGCUCCUCCAGUGUUCAUAAAGACUCCUCCUGCCUUCCUGGAGGUCAUGUUGGGUGAAUCUCUCACCCUCCAGUGUGAUGCUCAUGGAAACCCGAAACCCAUCAUCAUCUGGAGAAAGGAUGGCAGUGCCGCUGAGAAACAAGAAGCUUUUCAGGUACUCAAUGAAACCUUGUCUUUAGCCAAGGUUUCCAGGGAAACGGCAGGAAUAUACAAGUGUCACGUAUCCAAUUCAGAAGGGAACCUUACCUACACCACCCAGCUGCAGGUCAAAGGUCCUCCAAUUAUCAUCAUUCCCCCUGAGGACACCACUAUGAAUAUGUCCCAGGAUGCAAUUCUGCAGUGCCAAGCAGAAGCGUAUCCUUCUAACCUCACAUACGAGUGGUGGAAACAAGACCAAAACGUGUUUCACAUUGAAGUUCUGAAAUCACGGGUAAAAAUCCUAGUGGACGGGACACUCCUCAUUUCAGGUCUUAUACCUGAGGAUUCUGGGAAUUACACCUGCACACCCACCAAUGGUCUAAUGACUCCGCCCUCUGCGUCUGCCUACCUCAAAGUUAAACACCCUGCACGAGUGGUUCGGAUGCCCCGUGAGACUUAUCUUCCCGUGGGAAUGGGGGGAAAGAUCAAAUGCCCAGUUCAAGCCGAGCCCCCCAUGCUGUAUGUUAAUUGGACCAAAGACGGAGCGUCCUUGGACCUGGAGCAGUAUCCAGGAUGGAUGUUCAACUCAGAGGGCUCAGUGUUCAUAACUGCAGCAAAUGAUGAUGCAGUGGGCAUGUACACCUGUACAGCCUAUAACAGUUACGGGACCAUGGGCCAAUCAGAACCUACCAAAGUUAUCCUGAAGGACCCCCCUUCAUUCCGUGUCUCGCCCCGUGCCGAGUACCUACAAGAAGUAGGUAGGGAGCUGGUGAUACCCUGUCAACCCGAGGGAGACCCCGCCCCUAAUAUCACAUGGAUUAAAGUUGGUCCUGCUCCUCGCUCUCCGUUUAUAGUCCUAUCCAAUGGCUCUCUGGUCCUGCGUCCACUCAGUAAGGACCACCAGGGGGCGUGGGAGUGUCUUGCCACCAACCGUGUGGCCACUGUCAGUGUGGCAACCACGAUUUUAGUGCUAGGCACAAGUCCCCAUGCUGUUACCUCCGUGUCUGUGGAUCCAGGGAUUAGUCAGGCCAAUGUGUCCUGGGAGCCAGGAUUUGAUGGAGGAUACACUCAGAGAUUUACUGUUUGGAUAAAGCCCACUGUGAGAGGAAAACAUGAAUGGGCAUCAAUCCCUGUGCCAACAUCGAAAACUUCCCUGCUGGUGACGGGUCUGCAAGCUGUCACUAGUUACCAGUUCAGUGUUCUUGCCCAAAACAAGUUGGGCUCUGGCCCCUUCAGUGAGAUUGUCACCAUUACGACUCUGGCACCUCCAACAGACGCUCCCAAUGUGGUAACCACCAUUGAGGUGUUGCUCCCUCCCACCUUGCUGUCAGCCAAUCGUACAUCACUGGGUAUUUUGCUGCAAUGGGUGCCACCUCUAGAAGAGUCUCCACCAUUAACUUCAUUUGUACUUCUAGCAAAGCGGGGAAAGGGGGAGUGGGUCACUAUAGACAGAGAGAUUGCUGUCAACGUGACCGAAUUGAUUGUACAGGGACUUGUUAAGGACUCCAACUAUGAGCUGCGUCUUCUGUCUCGCAGAGACAGACUGGUUAGUGGGCCCAGUGACUCGGUUGUCAUCUCUACUGAAGGUAUGGAGAUGUAUCCGGCAGCACCCAGUCUCCUGGCCUUUGUUCCUGAGCCCCUGCUGGCUGGUGUGAUUGGGGGUGUGUGUUUCCUGUUUGCUGCCAUCAUCCUUUCUCUGGUGACAGCCUGUGUUAUGAACAAUAGAAGGGGACAACGGCGAAGGAAAAAGAGAGAUGAUAUCCCCUCUGCCUUCCAGAAGAGUUCAUCUCCACAAGCUCACUCGCCUUCUGACAGUCCCGACAGUGUGCUGAAGUUAAAACUGUGCCCUCCUUUAAACUUCUUCCCCAACUCAUCCUCUUCUGAUCGCUCAGACCGUUCCUCCUUUGAUAAAGGCAGCCGCAGUGAGUACCAGGAUCAGAGAAAGCAGCUCUUGUCCUCAUCCUCUCCACCUCCGCGCUACACCCUAUGUGAGAGCCACUUUGGUGGAUCUCCCUCAUCCACAUCUGCUAUUGAGUCCAUAGCCAGAAGUCCUGAUGGCCGCUUCGUUAUCCAACCUGACCUAGAAAACUCCAUACCAACCCACAUCAAAAAGAACCUUAAAAAAGAGUUCCCACAAUCACCUGGUAGAGGGAGUAACAAUGGAACUUUUAAAGAGUCCAACAAAUCAAAUCCUGUAAGUUCAGAGAGGGAUGGACAGAGAGAGAAUCUGUCAGCAUUGACAGUGGGCCCUUCAGACCCAGAGAGACCCCAUCACUCCCCUGGCAAGGUGAAGGCAAUGGCCAGAAACUUUUCCCGUCAUGGCUGUUUCUACUCUGAUGAUGAGCAGGGCUGCUCUGAGGCCUUGUUGGAGAAGGCCAGUUUUUAUUCAGACUGCAGUGAAAAGAGGGUGAGUGACUCACAAAAAAAAUGCCGGAGUGCCAGUCAUAGGGAGGACAUAUUUCCCAGCUUAACCAGGAGAGCCCGAGCUUUGGAGAGAGAGAGGCUGCUCCACCAGGCACAAUACCAGCCAAUCAAUGGAGACAGCCAGCUGACAGAAGACAGCACUAUGGUAACUCAACUGGAUGGUGAAAGAGAGAGGGACAAAUUAAGCAAAUGUUUAAAGCUGGCGAAGGAACGUGAGCAAAUGGAGAGGGAGCUAGAACACUAUACGGCCAGCCGAAGGGUACAGUCACAUGAGCAAGAACAGAGGCGGGCCAAGUCUGCAAGUCCCUUAAGAAAAUGGACAGGUGUUGAGUUUGAAGACCCUAUUUGGAAGCCCCAAGAUAUACAUUUACGACAAAAAAACAGACCCAGCAGCAUGGCCCAGCUUGUAUCGGACUAUAGGAGGGGCUGUUAUUUUGGCAACACCAGUAGUCCCAUGGAGAGACUUCCCUCUUUGUCUUCCUCACACAUCCAGUGGGACAUAAGCCCUGUGAUAUCCCCUACCAGCCUGGUGCCAGUGCAGAGCCUUUCUGAAGGGAACACACCUCAUUCACUCUACCCUCACACACGUCAACAAGGCAUUGCCGAUCUAGAAGAUUCAUUGGCAACAGACAUCUCUCGUUCACCAGCCACACAAUAUACCUCUCUCUCACGUUUCUCUCCUACCAGGGACAUACCCUCUCCCAGUAAAACCAACCUGAGUGGGGCACAAGCUAGACACCCGGAAAGUCACCUGGAAGAGGAGCAGGAGCUGCCCAACAGGACUUUAGUUCAGGAUAGUUGGUUGCAAGAAAGAAAAAUGGAAAAAGAGGCUCCAGCAUUUAGAUCAACAUCCCCUGCUCGCUUGAAUCCUCAACCAUCUGAGCUGCACCAAAUGGUGGGCGGAAGAGAUAGAGAUAAUAGUCCUAACCAACAUUUCCUUUAUCCCAUGAUUCAAAGCGUCACAGAGGAAGUAAGGCCCGUUAAAAAAGACAAACUGAGUCAUAAUCCAUCAGGUUGCUCUACAUUGCCCUAUGAUCAUCAGAAAGCAGGAGCAAAAGGAAAAGUAAUAGUGAGUGGUGAUUCCAGCUCCAUAUUGCCUUACAAUGAGCAAGAGAAAGAGGGUAUCAGGGCUCGAUCCCGAAAGAGUGACAAAUGUGUCUUCAGUGAAAGCCCUAGUCGAAUAUCACACCUGACCCUGUUGGAAAAUGAGGCAGGAAGUGAUCAGUCAAAUGUAUCAAGAAUGUCAGAAUCAAUGAAAGCUAAGCUUGCUCCCCAACCAGACCGGAUGUCCCCACUGCAGACCAGCACUAUCCUGGAAUACCUGAGUCUUCCGGGUUUCAUUGAAAUGAGUGUAGAUGAUCCUGUAGAAGUGACUGAGCCUUCGGAAUCUGUUGAAACCAGUGUUGAGCCAGAAACUAGGGCACUGUUAAGAGAUGAGCCCGACGUUGUACCCACAAUUUGGGAAAAAGAUGGUCAGGAGCACUCUGGGACCAAUAUUAGUCAUCACAACGGGGCUGUUCAUGACCACAGAACCCUGAACGUACCAGUGGGACACCAUAAACCUGGAAGUAUUCCAAUUUCUGAACCUUGUUCACAAUUAGAGGCACAAGAUACAUGUGUUAAAUCAGGCAUCUCAAACACAAUCAAGAAAGGUUUCUCACCAUCUAAAGAAAAGGAAAAGAGUUCUGAGCCUUUGGUUUCUCAGAGUUUAGGGCCUCAAAAACAAGAAGUUACACAGCAUGGUCAAGCACAGACAUUAAUUAACACGGCUAAAAGCAUGGCAGCAAUUGUUUCCAAAUGUCCAAACUCUAUAUCUGAACAAUAUCAAAGAUAUCAGGCUCAGGGUGACCGGACAAACAUGAUAUCCUCACGGAUCUAUCCAGGUCCAAUGCCUUUCAUGAAGAAAUCAGUCAGCACUGGUCCCUGUAGGACCCUCUCUGGAGUCGGGCAACCAAGUCAAUUCCUUAAGAAGUCCAUUAGUUUAGGUUCUAGAUGGGAACAUUUUGAAAAUCCAAGAGCUUAUAUAUCUGAAACUUGUUACAGGGAUAAAUUUCCCCACCCAGAUAUAAGGCUCAAAUCUUACAGUCUGGGUCGUAACCCUACACGCUACUAUCCCAUGUCUGGCCCAUCAUGGCGAGGGUCAGUGCCCUUUCAACCUCCCACCAGCUACAGUUUAGAGAGACGUAAGCAUAUUGAGCGAUCUGACAUGACACCUCCCUACCACACACCUGUUCCCUCAGUCCCAGAUCCACCACAACACAUGGAAUCAUCCCUUCCUUCCAGGCGAGAGUCAGAUCCACGUCGACAGGCAGCAGUCUUUCAAGAUUUCUCUAGGUGGCCGCUGACUUAUCAGGAAACACUUAGGUCAGUUCAGCAUAAGUAUGUCCCACAAGAACCUCCUCGACCUUUUGUUCCACCCAGAUCAGUGGCCAAGGUGGACUACCUGCAAACUGCAGAACACAGAAGGUAUCCACCAAGGCCUUUCCUCCCCAGAGGUUACAGCUGGCCCUCACCAUAUCAUACAUCCUUCCCCCUUCGAGAGCAAGACAUUCCGAGAGAGGUGGACAAAGGGAUGGGUGCAGUUAGGGGCUGUACAGAGACAGAAGGCCGGGAUAUAAGAGGUGAUGGGGGCAGAGCCAGUUACGCCAGCCAGAGCAGUGGAAGGGGUAGUGUGGGACCGUAUGGACACCUACGCCAGUCUCUCUCUAUCACUCCAACCUUACUCAGCUCGCCAGAGACCACCGAAGAGAGCGAGAGGCUCAGGACAGAUAAAGACCUGAGAGAACGGAGGUCCAAAAGAAGAAAUACCUCAGUAGAUGAGAGUUAUGAAUGGGAUGCUGCAGAACACUCUGUGGAUCUCGACAUCCUGGAGGCCAUGAAGAUGGAGCGGCCCCAUGCAGGCUUUGGGCGAGGCAGGGAAUUUAGGCAAGAACGCCCCCGCUCCACCGCUGGCCUCCAGGACUUCCCGAGUAAACGCCUGUACACCAUCAGCCCUCCCUUAGUGUCCCAGCCUCCUCAGCACCGGUAUGGUCGUUCCCUCAGUGAGGCUCGCUUCAAUGCCCUGCGACAGGAGUUCCAGGAGUACCGCAGAGCCCAGGAAUCCUACUCCCGAGACCCCUGCAACCCCCCUGACCCAGACUCUGACUCCAGCUCCGCAUUGCUCUGAAAACCUUACCUUGAGCAUCCCAAGGAAGAAGAUGAAUUGGUUUUGAGUAAAAACCUAACAAAUCCUGAGAAAGCAAAGGAUCCAGACUUAAAUAUCAUUGACCAGCUU